Molecule: messenger RNA, 1146 nt
Organism: Medicago truncatula (barrel medic)
Lineage: Eukaryota; Viridiplantae; Streptophyta; Magnoliopsida; Fabales; Fabaceae
Product: transcription factor MYB93
Exons: 3
Coding region: 181-1146 (321 amino acids)
Source: RefSeq, a predicted model, not a curated record
UAACCCACCUAACAAAAAAAAUUGGGCAAAUUCUGAAAUUUCUCACAUGCGCGCACAACAUAAACACAUUCUUCUUCUUCAGCUCUCUGCCUCUCUCGUCUCAGCUCUCUGUCUCUUUUCUUCUUCAAUCUCUCUUGUUAUUUAAUUGUUAAUCUCUCAGUUCUCAUUCACUCUAAAGUGAUGAUGACAACACCAAGCAAUGGUAAAAGUGGUCUGAAGAAGGGACCAUGGAGUUCAGAAGAGGAUAAAAAAUUAGUGGAUCACAUUCAGAAACAUGGUCCUGGACGUUGGAGAGAUCUUCCAAGGCGUGCAGGAUUAAACAGAUGUGGAAAGAGUUGUAGGUUAAGAUGGACAAAUUAUUUAAGUCCUGAUAUUAAAAGAGGGAAAUUUUCUGAUGAAGAAGAGGAACUCAUCAUCAAUUUACAUUCAGUUCUUGGAAAUAAGUGGGCAUCUAUAGCAACACAUCUUCCAGGAAGGACUGAUAAUGAAAUAAAGAAUUUUUGGAACACACAUUUAAAGAAAAAGUUAAUACAAAUGGGGUUAGAUCCAGUGACACACAAGCCAAGACCAGAUUACAUAGACCUUCCUAGCUAUUUACAACAAAUAAUAUUGAAGGCUGCAAAUAUUGUCGCCAAUUGUGACAUUAAUGAUCUAAGGUCACAAUAUUCAGAUGCCAAAUUCCAUUUGCCACAACUCAUGAGCACUACCAAUGAUAUUAUUAGUCCUUCUUCAGACUCACUGCCCCAAGAAAGUUUGAUAAAGGAUAUUCACUCUAAUAAUUACCUACAAAAUUUGUAUGAUGGUUCCAAUAUUGGUUUUCCAUCUCAAAUAAUUCAGCCUAAUUUGCAAAAUUUUGAGGCCCCUAUUGAGCAAUUACGACCAAUACAAGAAUGUGAGUACUCUAAGAAAUCUGAUGAACAAAUUGAUUCUACAUAUGUUUCUUCCACGAUAAUAUCAUCAAAUUCGCUUCCAAAGCUGAUUCCGGUUUCACCUCAACGUUUAGUACCAGUUAAACUAGACGAAGAAAACAUCAUAAAUGCAAACGAUCGGUGUUGUGACCCUUCUUCUUCCACAACAUUUGAAACUUGGGGAGAUUUCAUGAAUGAGGAAGCAAAUGAUACUUAUUGGAAAGAUUUCAUUGAGUAA